Penicillium coprophilum is the source of this 888-nucleotide messenger RNA. RefSeq lists its product as uncharacterized. Gene Ontology annotation, biological process: lipid metabolic process. The record is from RefSeq and is a predicted model, not a curated record. NCBI's taxonomy places the organism in Eukaryota, Fungi, Ascomycota, Eurotiomycetes, Eurotiales, Aspergillaceae. Gene Ontology annotation, molecular function: phosphoric diester hydrolase activity. The coding region runs from base 1 to 888 and encodes 295 amino acids. The transcript has 5 exons.
AUGUUAUUCCUCUCUGGUGUUGUUGUGGCUCUCCUCGCGGGUCCGGAUCCAGCCAUUGCGGCGAUCACCUCUAGCCUACAGAGCAUAUUAGGAAACACCCACGGCAGCUCAGACUAUGGUGACUAUUGGCGAGAUGAGCCUUUCUAUACCGGUCUCUCACACGGCUGCACAUCUACCGAAGCUGAUGUCUGGCUAUACAACGGUACCCUUUAUGUUGGUCAUGACGAAUCCGCCCUAACAGCGUCGCGAACUCUUGAAUCCUUGUAUAUCAAUCCAAUUCUAGAUGUCCUGGAGCGCCAGAAUCCGGAGAGUCCCUUUAUAAAAUCGCCUACCAAAAACGGCGUGUGGGAUACUGUUCCCGACCAAACGCUUUACUUCUUCAUUGAUGUGAAGACCUCCGGCCCGGAAACUUUUGAAGCUGUGAUUGCUGCUUUAAAGCCUCUACGAGAGAAGGGUUACCUUACUACCGUCAAAGAUGGCAAGACCGUUACCAAUGGACCCGUCACUAUCAUUGGCACCGGGGAGACACCGUUCGACAUGGUUGCACCCAUCAAAGAUCGAGACUACUUCUUCGAUGCCCCUCUCGCAAAUCUCAAUGAUCCCAAAUACGCCGGUGUAAAUGGCAUUAUCUCGCCCGUUGCAUCAACAGAUUUCCAAAAGGCCGUCGGCAAGAUAACUGUCGAUACGGAUCCAAUUCUUUCAGAGUACCAACUCAAAGCUCUCCGAGAUCAAAUCGCCACUGCCAAUGAGCGCGGAAUCGGUGCUAGAUAUUGGAAUACGCCGCACUUCCCGAUUCGUACUCGAAACCUUGUGUGGAGGACUCUUUUGAGAGAGGGGGUCAUUCUGCUCAAUGCCGAUGAUCUCGAUGCCGUGGCUUCUUACUUUUGA